Brassica oleracea var. oleracea is the source of this 1266-nucleotide messenger RNA. Its product is annotated as probable VAMP-like protein At1g33475. The record is from RefSeq and is a predicted model, not a curated record. NCBI's taxonomy places the organism in Eukaryota, Viridiplantae, Streptophyta, Magnoliopsida, Brassicales, Brassicaceae. Gene Ontology annotation, cellular component: membrane. The transcript has a single exon. The coding region runs from base 248 to 1042 and encodes 264 amino acids.
AAAAGAGUCAGUACUAUAUUCUUCUUCUAUUCUGCAUCGUCUUCUCCAAUAAUGAAUUCUCUUCCUUCCCCUAGAAAAUUCCGCAAACCCUAGAGAAAGAAAAACAGAGAGAGAGAAAACAGUUGAUAAGAUUUCUAGAGAGAGACAAAAAAAAAUACUCCGAAUCUCUCUAAUCUCAUCGCAGCAUUUUUUUCCAUUGUUGCGAUACGAGAUCUCUGAUGAAUGAAAACCUAACGAUCUAUUAAAGAUGAUUUCAAAUCCAAGCCUAUUGUCGUACACAUGCAUAGCGAAAGGAACCGUCGUCCUCGCAGAGUUCGCUUCGAAGGAAGAGCCGGGAAUCGAAGACGUGGCUUUACGAUGCAUCGAGAACACGCCUCCUCACCAUUCAAUGUUCUCACACACAGUUCGCAAGAAGACCUACACGUUCGCGAUCGAUGAUGAGGACUCGUUCGUCUACUUCGCGAUUACGGACGAAGCUGUGGAGAAACAUGAAUCCUUCCGGGUCCUGAACCGGUUGAGAUCAGCCGUUGAGGAUCUGAUCAGAGUCGGUGGAGGAUCCGAAGCCUUGAUGGAUCCUUCUCCGCGUUGUCUCCAAGCGAAGAUGGAUCCGGUUUUCGCGGAGAUAGUCGGCGGUGGUGGUGUCGACGUGGAUUUGGAAUUGGACAUGGAUUUGGUCGUGGCGAGGGAGAGUCGGAACCUGAGUAUUGAUUCCACGAAAGGGAGGAGAGCGGCUUUGAUUCCGCUUCUGGGGAAGCCGUUGAAGGCGUUGAAGAAGAAGAAGAGGUUGUUGCAUGCGGGAGAUUCUGGUGACGUCGGUAUGGUCGAUGGGGCGUCGGAGAAGAAGGUUGAUUUGUGCGGGAACGGCAACGGUGGAGUGUCGCGCAAGGAACUGAGGAAUGGGUUGUUGACUGAUCAUCAUAAGGCGAAACAGAUGUGGAAGAAACAUGUCUGGGUGGUUUUGAUGUUCGACUUCUGCAUCUGUGCGGCUCUGUUCGGAAUCUGGCUUUGGGUUUGUCAAGGUUUUCAAUGCGUCAAUGGCUAAAGUAAUGUACAUCUGUUGUUUUCAAUCUGCAUCAACAUUUUUCACUUUCAUUCUUUUGCAUCUGGGUUACUCGUUUUCUGGAUCGAAACUGAUCCCUUUUUUUUUAAUCUUCUUUAUUUUUAAGAUCACAGAAUGUGUUGUUUACAGGAGGUUGACUCUCCUGGCUUUACAUGUUAGUGAUAUGUUCAUUGUACCGACAAGCAACAUGUGUUUGUUGUAUUGUA